GGCGGCCCGGGGUGAGGGGAGCGGGGCCCGGGGUGAGGGUGCUCGGGAUGUGCGGUCGCAGCGCCAGAACUCCUGAGGGACAUUCCAGACUCCUGAGGGAUAUUCCAGCGGAUACCCGUGUUUUGGGGGUCGAGGUCUUCUCUGUGGAGAAGAGGGUUCUGUUUCAUCCUUUGCCCUGUCUGACCCGCCCGAAGACUCGAGAGGUGUGAGGUGCCAGCACAGGCCUGAGCGGAGGCUCGUGUUUUAUCUUUUGUUGCAAAAAGGAAUUUAAAAUCUCCGUGUAUGUAUUGUUUCUGUGUUGCUUAGCAGUACAUAAAAGCUGAGUUGGUGAAUUGCAAAAAUGACAGCCAGGAGUGAGAUGCAGUUGGAAAAGUUAAUUGAUGAAGCUACAAGAAAAAAAGAUUCCCAAUUAUUAGAGAAAUUUCUGGCCACAGAAGACUCUGCAAAUGUCUCUUACAAAAGCAGCAAACAGUUUGUGAACAAAUUAGACAAGCUUCUGUGUCGGGAACUUGACAAACAAGAAGUGAAAAGCGUUUCUACUUUACUAAAUGUCAUCCAGAAAUGUGGGGAAAAAAUCAGCAUAGCAGGAGAGGAUGGGCUCCCAGCAAUGAUGAAAUACGGGCUUGUUGGAAGGAUGGUCAAUUGGUUUGAAAAGUUAAAAGGAAUUUUGAUCCUCAGAGGAAAUGAAAGGAAUGAAAUGCUUACAAGUCUGGCUGAAGAUUUCUUCAAUGUGCUACUGGCUGUGUGUGAGAGCAGACCUGAAGGUAAAAUGCAAAUACUGGAAAACUUUGUUCUGAGAACAUGUUCCCUCAUCACUGAUGUAAGAAUUAGUAUUUAUGUUCAGCAGGAGGUAGUAAGAAAACUGAAUUUAAUGCUUGACAACAUACCCCGAGAGGCCAAGAAAAAGUUAUUUACUACAAAGGAGAUGUUACUGGUCAUGAGCGAAAUGGGGAGGAGAAUUUUGGAUGCUGGAGACUAUGACAUGCAAGUGGCCAUCACAGAAGCUUUGUGCAGAAUGAUCUCAGAGAAGCAAAGAGCAGAACUGGCCUCCCAGUGGUUUUCCAUGGAGUUUGUGUCCAAUGCAUUUAAAGGAAUUAAAGAUUCUGAGUUUGAAACAGAUUGCAGGAAGUUUCUCAACCAGGUGAAUGGCAUGCUUGGAGACAAAAGAAGGGUUUUUACAUAUCCGUGUUUAUCAGCAGCUCUUGAUAAAUAUGAGCUCCAGUUCCCACUGGAUGAAAAUCUGGAGGAAUUCUGGAUUGAUUUUAAUGUUGGUAGCAAAAGUAUCUCUUUCUAUGUGGCAGCAGAUGAUGCAGGUCAGCAGUGGGAAACAGUGAUCAUACCAGAAGAAGAGGUGAACAUGUACAGCCUUGAAGAAAAAGACUCAAAGAAAUUAUUGACAAUAGAUCUCAAAAGCCCAAUGAACGUGGGUAAUCUGGAAGGAGAGAAAUUUUCUUUGUAUUUUAAUUCCAUUUUGGAAAUCAAAGACGUAACCAGAAAGAUUUAUGGAUUUAGUAAAUGUAAGGAUGGGAGUAAGAAGCAAAGUGCAUCAGUUGCCAAAACAGCUGUACAUGUCCUCUUUGAUGAAAGUGGAUCACAGGUUAUGGUACCAGAAAGCCAGUUGUCACCAGGUUUGAAAGAAAAAUCUGAACAGGAGGAGAAACUCGGUAAGAAGAAAACUCAGCAACUUCCUGAAAGUUUGAGGACUCAGAAUAAAAAUAACAGUCAAGAAAAAUGCAGAGGGGAUUCCUCCAAGAUCACUCCCUCUCGGACAAGGAAAAUGUCUGAAGCCUCUGUGAUUGUUCCUGGAACUACAAGAACUUCCACAAGGAGUCCACUGACCUUUGUUAGCACAUCCACUCCUUUUAAAGGGAGAUUUAAAUUGCCUCUGGAAAUGACGAGCUCCACUAAGAGGUCUGACAGCAGUGCAACAAAUGAGACCAGAACAAAGAUUUCCUAUCAGGACUCUACUGGAAGAUGGCAAAGAUUGACACUAGAUGAUGAAUUCUUUGAAACAGAACAGAUCAGGAGGUUAAACACCAGAAAUGAGGCAAAAGCACAUGAAAAGCAAAAAUGUGCUGAAGAAGUUUUAAAAUUUAUACAAGAGACCACAGAAGAGCAAACUUUAGGUGAAGUGUUUGAUAUCGUUCCUGAUUCUCAGCCAGUUGGGAAAAGCAACAAACCCUUGCUGCCUGGACUUAUGGAAAGUUCUUUUGAUAAAUCUGAAACAUGGAAAAAAAGAACAUCCCCUCUUCCUGAGAAAAGUGGGACCACUGGGGACAAGCAAAAGCCAAAUCCAGCAGUGGCACGUCCAUCCCAUGCAGCCAGGGUGGCUGACACAUCUUUGCAUUCUGAGCUUCCAAGAGAGGAACCCGAAGUUCUCCUCAGGAAAGAGCCUGCAAAUCCAAAACCAUCAAAGCCUAAACCAAAGUCUAAAGAAAUCUCAGAUGCAGCCAAAUCACUGAUCAGUAAAAUCAGUGACAGGUACAAAGACAAGAGUGAUGAGAAGAGCAAAGCAAGAGACUCCUUGGGUCUUAACAGGCCAUAUUUAAAUAAAUCCUGGAACUCCAAGGAAGAAGUUCAGGACAGAAUCCUGAAAACCACUUCUUUUCUUAAUAUAACUGCUGGUCAUAUCAUGGAUGAUGUCUACAACUUUAAACUCAGUGGGUUUGAUGAGCCUACAAUAAAGCUUGGAGUCCAAGAAUUGCAUGUUACUGAACUGAGUGUUCAUACAGAGACAACUAAAAAAGGGAAUGCAGUCAUCUGUAAAUCCAGCACUGAAGUGAAAGGAACAAAACAAGCUAGAAACAAUCAAGACAAGAAGCACCUCUUCAGUGACUCAGACACAGAGAACAGAGGGGAUGACAGCAAGACAGAGAUUAGUUGGCUGCAGGAAUCCAAGAGGAAACCUAAACCCCAGAUAGUCGGUUACAGUAGAAAUAAAAAAUUAGGGAAACCAAUAAACACAGACAAAAACUGUGUUGUAACACCAGAUGAAUCCCCUGAACCUGCUUUCCACAUGGAGAAACCUAAAGGCAAAAAUGCAAAAAAGAAAAAGGCAGAUGUAAACAAAUGUAAAAAACAGAACUCAAGAACUGCUGAAAUGACAGAACAAACCUCCAGAAAGAAACUACCUCGAAGAGCAGCAGCAGCAAAAAAUUACAAAGAGCCUUCCAGUUCUGAGUCAGAGAGUGAGGGGGAAAUUCCUCCAUGCACCUCCAAGGAGGAGAAAUCAAAAAUGCAGAAACCUAUGAAUGGGGCAAUCAAGGAUUAUAAGCAGCAAAAAGCACCCCAGGUUUUAUCUGUGGAGCCAAAGAGAGGAGAGAACUGUGUGCAGAAACCACCUGAGAAAUCCAAGAAUCCUGCAGAACAGAAGGAAAUGGAGGUGCCUUCAGCUGAGAGUCCUGCAUCUCUGGAGACAAUGAGAUGUGCUGAAGGACUCUCAGAAGGAAAUGUCACUCCAGAGCACACUUCCAGUGAAAGAUCUCUUGGUCUUCGGGAGUCAUCCCCAGAAAACAGGGAGAUGUUAAAUUCUGAGAAAGGAAUCACUCCCAAUAAUUUCUGUCCCCAAAAUAAGAAUAUUCACAGUAUAUGUGUCAAUCAGUCCCCUGAGGCAACAGCUACAAAGUCAACCUUUGGAAAGAAAAGUUUCUCCCCAGUGUUGACAGAAGCAUCUUUGCUCAGCCUAACAACAUAUAAAACUGUCAGUGGGAAAAAUUCCAAGGGAGCUGGAUUGGAAACCUGUAACAGUAACGAAGGGUCAAGUUUCCAGCGUUGCUUUUCGGACACAAUUCCUGUUAAAGGAAAACCAAAAGAUACCACUAAAACUGUCACCAAAAGCAGAGAAGAGCUCAGCUCAACGACAUAUAAACCUGAGAGUGGAAAACAUGCAAAGGGAGCUGUGUCAGAGACAAGGAAUAAUAAUGAAGAUCCAAGUUUCCAGUUUUGCUUUUCAGACACACUUUCUGUUAAAGGAAAACUACAAGACACCACUAAAGCUGUCACUAAAAGUAAAGAGGGUUGUGAACCACCAUCUCCACUGUCUGCUUCCAGUGGGAGUAAAGCACAGUCUUCAACUGAAGACCCUUAUGACCCUGUAAAUGAGUCAGGACCAACUGUGCAGACCUUCCUGAAACGAAGAUACCACAGUGACACAGAGAGCAGCUCUGAUGAGGCACGGACCAGCAAAGAGGAGGAAAAGACAGGAAGGAGAAGAAUCAGUUUAAAGCCCAAAAAGUUAUUUAAAACAAAUGAUGCUGCUACUUACAGAGUGUCUGAGAGCAUCUCCACUCGAUCCCUCAAUGAGCUCUCUGCUCUGGACGGGCAAUUCUGGGAACCUGGUUGUUCAACUCUCAGCAUAUGUCAGAAGCUCCAAAAAGAAUUUACCAAGAAGAUUGAGAGCCGCUCCCGGAAAAUGGAUCAUUUUAAUAAGCAAACAUUGAAAGCUGCCCAUCAGCAUUUGACAACAAUGAGUUACCAACUCCAUGAAUGCAGGAUCAGGCAGCUGGACAAAUUUCAUUUUACUCUCAUUGAGGAACUGGAGAAUUUUGAAAAGGAUUCUCAGUCCCUGAAAAACAUGGAAAAAGAAUUCUCGACCUUUUGGAAAAAACAGACUAGUACUUUGAGUACUUACAUGAAAAAUGAGCAGCAGAGAAUUCAGGUUCUUAAAAGUUCAUUUGAAAAGAAUAUCUACCAUUCUGUUGACUAUGAAGAACGUAUUUUUACUUCAGAGAUGCAUCUGAUGAAAGAAGACAUAAAAGGAAUCCAAGAGAAACUUCUAAAAGAAAUGAAGAGGAGCUGUGCAAUGUUCGCAGAGGAUUGCAGACCCUGUUUCGAUCAAAGACUGAAUUCUGAGGGGAUAGUUUUCAGAUUCCUUCCUGAACUUCAAGGAGCAGAGCAAAGGCUGGGCUGGUUGUGCUGGAAGGACGUGCUGGAAGGACAGCAGAGAGCAGGGGAAGGAGCGAAGCUGUCCCUGCACAGCUCCAACGUGGUUGAGUUGCAUCAGUGACAAAGCUCACAGGCACUGUUUGGCAUUUAAACAGCUGCUCUAAGUUACCCUUAUAAUAUUUGAUCUUUAUUUUAUUUUCCAACAUCACUUUAAUGUGUUUUAUACAGCAUUUAUUAGCAAUGGAAGUAUGGAUUGUUACUUUCAUGGACUAUAAGCCAAGUUUAGUUUGUAGUUACCAGUGGCUCAUCUGCUAUUCUCGCACUAAAAAUGCCUCUGCUGAAGAAACUUUUCUCUCCUUUCUGUUCAGCCUUUAUGUAUAUUGCAUCUGAACUCUCACUAUAUUGUUCUUAAGAAUUAAUACUAUUGUAUUAAUAAUCAAAUUAAAAUGAUGGAUAAAUAUAGUAGUAAGUUAAAAAGCUAGUUAAUGAUGCAUAUUUCUGUGAAAAUCCAGCAAGUUAAAAAAUUGCACUAAAGGGGAAAAAAUACAUCUUUGGAUCAAGUAGUUGGGUCAGUCAGGUCUUCAAAUGACAGUCAGACAGGUCAAACAUGAAAAUGUUGGACAAAGCAACAGCCAGCUCCAACAAAGCCAGCCAGUGUCACCCAUCCUGGCCAGCACCUGUGCCAGGAGUCCUCAGUUCCCUCCCGUUGCCUUGGGGACACACAGUGAAGUGUUGCUGUGCUCUGACCUGCCCUUCUCCAGGAGCAGGACUGGGUGUGUGAGUCCAUCCCCACCCUGAGCACACAGACCUGGCUCUGGGUGCUGACUGUUCCCCACCUGCAGCAACUCAGUCUGUGCCAGCCAUUUGAACCACUGGAUUUUAUUGUUGUCACACUCCAUGGAAUGAGCUCAGUGAAGCUACAAGACCAAGAAUGCCUUUCUCAAGUUUUUAACACCGAAAGACUCCCUAAAGUUAUAGCACUGAAGAGUCUUGCAGAGAAAUGUUUGGGAGUGUAUUCACCAUUUUGUUCUUGUCUCAGGUGUGUUUUCCAGCUGUCUGUGUUUUGUUUUUUAGUAGUAAUUUGAGUAGAUUCUCAGAUGCUCCUCCAUGUCAGGCAUUAUUAGAAUGUCUGGCUUUACAUUUUUCUCAGCCAGUUCUAUCUGCUUUGUUAUUAGCACUUAGUAACUUUUUUCUUCUUACUGUCAAGAAGGCAUUAAAAUCAUUUGUUUGCUAAAUAUCAAAGUACAUUGUUACAUUUCUAGCUGUGCUUGUCCAAUUUAGUCUUUUUGAAUGAGAAUAACAGUGAACUUAAUUGUCAUUCUUUAGAGGGUCAGAGCCUCAAGUAGUGGAGGAUGACAAUCAGGUUCUGCUAUUCCAUGAGAUGGAAAAACCUUAGUUGGGAUCUUCUUUUUGCAGACUUCAUGUUGAUGAAGAAGUGCAAUGGUCUGGUGCAGAAUAAUUAUAAUCUCUUCCCUUCCCAACUGUCCCUGGGAAAAAAAGAGCUUUAGGAAACAUGGUCAUUUCCUGCAAUAAGUAGUCAUUUAAUUAAAGAACAAAAGUAACAGGAAUCAAAAAUGCUUGCAGCUGUG
Molecule: messenger RNA, 6473 nt
Organism: Lepidothrix coronata (blue-crowned manakin)
Lineage: Eukaryota; Metazoa; Chordata; Aves; Passeriformes; Pipridae
Gene: SYCP2
Product: synaptonemal complex protein 2
Exons: 47
Coding region: 341-5005 (1554 amino acids)
Source: RefSeq, a predicted model, not a curated record